UGAAUUGGUUGCAGAAUGGAUGUACUUUCGCAUUAUAGCUCUCCUGUGAUCGAAUUCCCAGCUGCACAGCCGCUAGAAAAGCAAAGUGUACUGGUAGACAAUUGCACUGGCACGGAUCCUCCGCCACCCCAUGUAGACACGGCUACCGAAACACAGCAGAAGCAGCAUGUGUCCACACAAACCGAGCAAAGCUGCAGCAGCAGUAGUAUUAAAAAUGUGGAAUAUGACGAGCGUGCCUUGGCCAAAUGGCUGCGGCAGAUCUGCCCACUGGUGGAGCAGGAAUUAAGUGAACCAACGCCACUCAUGGAGGAGCAGCAGUCAAAUCAGGUUACUUUGCAGGAGCAGCUGCAAGUGCACGCUUACCAGAAGCUAACAAUGAGCAGCAUUGAGAACUCGCAAGGAUUGGCCAUUUGGCUGUGCGUGCACACCAACAAUGCGCCCGUACUGGUGGUCACAACUGUAGCACCUCACGACGAUUGGUGCGAACAUAUGGAACAGCAGCUGAAACUCUUUGUGCCGCAGCGUAUGCCCCAUGGCAACUUUGUAGUAUACUCAGAGGCCAAAGCUUUACCUCUCAAAUCGUGUUUGCGCAGCCUUUGCACAAAUAAUUUUAAUAAGAAUAUCUUUGCCGGCGCCACUAUGGAUGGAGAGCUCUUCGUUUGGCUGUACGAACAGGCAACAGCGGAAAUCAGACAGUUGCACAGCGUUUCCUCUACACAAGGCGCUGCUGUGGCGCUCGAUUGGGUCACGGAGCAACGCCUGCUCGCCUGCUAUGCUAACGGCACAGUGCACCAAUGGUUGGUGGCUCAACAAAUGACCUUGGAUUGGGAAUAUUCCCUGCCAGCUUUAGUUGGUGCAGAGCUAACGACCAUGGUGUCUCUCGGCCUGGACGACUUCGUGCUGGGUACUAAUAGUGGAGGCGUCUACCGUUGCUGGAGCUCAGGUCGGCAGCCGGCCUUAGAUAGAUCCAGCAAGCAAUUCCAGUUGCUCUCACUCCGCAAGCAUCGUUUCAUGGUAUCCACGCUGCUGAAGACGCUAAUGGAUGGCCACCAAAUUGUGGUCAGCUGCGAUUUGAGUGGCCAGGCCUACUAUCAUGAUAUGCGACACGAAGAAGAGGACACUGCGCAAUUGAUUGUGCAAAUUCCGUUGCCUUUUAAGAACGCCAUCGCCUGCAGCCGUGAUGCCAACAUCAUCUACUGCCCUAGCAAUGACGGCGCCUUGGAGUAUUACAGGAUCAGCGAUGGUGCCCAUGCUCACGCAAAGGGUGGCCUACGUGGUCGCGGACACUUCAUACGCAUCAGCGACAAUGGCUGCUGGUUGAUCACAGGCCUCUAUGGAAAUGAGUUUCAAAUAUUCUAUAUUGAGAGUAAUUUAAGAGAGUAACUAAAAG
Messenger RNA from Drosophila arizonae, 1390 nucleotides. RefSeq lists its product as uncharacterized. Gene Ontology annotation, molecular function: protein binding. NCBI's taxonomy places the organism in Eukaryota, Metazoa, Arthropoda, Insecta, Diptera, Drosophilidae. The record is from RefSeq and is a predicted model, not a curated record.